Saprolegnia parasitica CBS 223.65 is the source of this 8953-nucleotide messenger RNA. RefSeq lists its product as hypothetical. The annotation marks the transcript as partial. Gene Ontology annotation, biological process: protein targeting to vacuole; protein retention in Golgi apparatus. The record is from RefSeq and is a predicted model, not a curated record. Gene Ontology annotation, cellular component: extrinsic component of membrane. The transcript has 12 exons. NCBI's taxonomy places the organism in Eukaryota, Oomycota, Saprolegniomycetes, Saprolegniales, Saprolegniaceae.
GCAUGUUCGAGCGCUACAUCGAGGGGCUCGUCGUCGACUACUUCUCCGAGUGGCUCGAUGGCUUCGACAAGGAGGGCAUGCGCGUGGCGCUCUUCGGCGGCAAGAUCUGCUUCGCCAACCUCAAGUUCAAGCGCGAGGCCCUCGACGCGCUGCGCCUGCCCUUCGUGCUCAAGGAAGGGCGGCUCGGCAACCUCUUCAUCAAGGUGCCAUGGAAGCGCCUCUCCAAGGAGUCGGUGCACGUCGUCUUGGAGGACCUCUACGUCGUGCUCGGGCCGUGCCACGAAGGCGCGAACGCGGCGACGCAGAGCGAGCGCCUCCGCUGGGCCAAGCAGCACGAGCUGCGCAUGCGCGAGCUUCUCUGCGCGAGCAAGUCGGACGCGGCGACGCCGACGAGUCCGCGCGAGAAGACGACGGAGACCGAGGCCAAGACCAAGCAAAGCUCGAGCUGGAAGUACAAGGACAAGAUCAUGAACACGGUGCUCGAGAACCUCUCGUUUGAGCUCAAGCGCAUCCAUGUUCGGUACGAAGACACGUCGAUGGAAGUCUCUUCGCAUCCGCUGAGCUUUGGCAUCUCGAUCGACGAGCUCAAGGUCGCGACGACGAAUGCGAACGGCCACGUCGCGUUCCUCGACCGGUCCAGCUCGCACACACCCUUCGUGCACAAGCUCGUCGACCUCAAGAGUUGCUACAUCUACUGGGACCUUGCAAAGGCCACGGGCGGCACGCAAAUGACCUACCUCGUCGAGCCCUUUAGCACGACCGCGAAGAUCACAGAGAACCACGACGCGUCCUCGUACAACUUUAUUCCUCGCUACCGCGUCCGCGUCGCCGCGUCCGAUCUCGUUGUCGCCGUCGCGCCCUCCCAGUGCAAGGACAUCACCAACGUGCUCCAUUUCUUCAGCGCCCACGAGACGUACCUCAAGCGCAGCGAGUGCCGCAAGCAGCGCCCGAGCGUCAGCGUGCGCGGCAACCCCCGCGUGUGGUGGCAGUAUGCGAUCAGCGCAACCCGUCGACUCUUGCUUCCGACGACAUCACUUCCGCCGUCCUGGCGGCAAUACGUCUACCUCGUCAAGAUGCGCGCUGCGUACAUUCCUCUCUACACGCGGUCGCUCAGCCUCGCGCCAUGGAAGCCGCCGCUCGAGCCCGCAGAUGUUGCGCUACUGCAGGCGAUGGAGGACGAUCCGCGCUUGACGGCUGAGACGCUGGUCUUCUUCCGUCUCUGCGCGAAAGAGGAGGUUGCGAUGGAGACGACGCGUCGAAAACACAUUAAAGACAAGACAAAGGCGGCGGCCAAGUGGAGCCUUCUGAAAAAGUCGCCGGCGCCGUCGCCGACCAAUGGAGCACCGACGCCGAAAUUCUCGCUCUUCUCGCCGCGCAAGGCCGAGCCCAUUGUGCCGCCGUCGCCGACGUCUGCGGGCCCACCGACACCGACCUCGGCCCUGCAGGUGACGCUCGAGCCCAUCGAGCGCCAGCUCGUGUACGAGCACGUGGGCUCGUGGUUUUUUGAAGACGACGCGCUGCCCGUGGCACCGUCACCGCCCACAACGGCCAAAACGACCAAGUCCCCCGGCAUUCUCUUGGGCCUCGACUUUAGCAUGGACCGCGUCCAAGUCGCGGUCGCCAAGGAGAGCCUCAACGACGCCAAGCAAGUCAUUCGAAAGGAGUUUGUCCGCUUCGACAUGAGUGCGAUCGCGUUCUCAGUGCAGCACCAUCUGCACGUUGGCCACGGACGGCAAGAGUGCAACGUCGAGUUUUCCGUGGGGCACAUGGAGCUCCUCGACGCGACCGUGCCGGCCGACUCGCCGUUUGCCGUCAUUUUUGGUCCGCUCCCGCACUUGCGGUCCAAGGCGCCGCUGAUUCAGCUCAAGUACGACGCCCAGCCAUCGCUCUCGAGCAUCACUCUUGCAGUCGAUCCGGCCCGCCUUUUGUACCACAAGAAAGCCAUGGACAAGAUCGCAAAGUACAUCACGCCCGACCUCGACAAGAAGCCUGCUUCGUCCAAAUCGACAGCCUUCAACGACGCCAGCAGCAGCAGCGACGACGACGAGGCGAUCUUGCCUCUGCACGUUGUCGUGCAUGCCUCGCAAGUCCAAGUCGCGGUCGCGGCGUUCACCUCGUCGCUGGAAGCGGUCGAUGUGCUCUUGGUGCCCGUGAGCCAGCUGCAGCUACUCGCCGACGAUGCGACACUGGCCCACAACUGCCGGCUCCUCAAACGAUUCCCGUGCACCGUCCAAGGCACUUGCAAGGAGACGACGACGACGACGACGAGGAUCUGGAACUACAACGUGGUGCUCGGCCCGCUGCUCGCCAACGUCCUCGAAAGCCAAGUCCGAUCCCUCGUGCAUUUGGGUAUGUACUUGGCGCCACCAGCACAUUCUACCACCAAGGUCCGUGGCCUGCCAACGCCGCUCGUCGUCCAUGUGGAGACACCUGCUAUGCAGUUGCGCGUCGUCGGCAAUGAAGUGCUUCGGUCCGGCCUUCAGUUGGAUGCCAUCAACGUUCGCGCAGACGCGACCCGCGAGGCAAAUGGCGCGUUGACGCUCCUAGGACAAGUUGAGCAGCUUCUCUGCAAAGAGGCGGUGGCCACGACGACGCACCGGUCGUAUUCAUUUGAUAAGCGCGUCACGACUACCCUCCUGGCGAUGCAAGACGCGGCAACAUGGACGUGCGUGGUGGCACCCGGCGCGUCGCCGAUCCUGACGCUCGAGCUCCCGCACUGCGACGUGUAUUGGAACUACCACGUGCUGAAAGAAGCGCUCCUGUGCUUCAUCGUGCCGUGGCCACUGAGCCCAGUCAUUAUCUCGGACGUUCUUCUCGCCCGAGUGAUUUUGCGCGCGUCUGGCGUGUGCUGGCAUCUCAACCCCGCCGACGACUUGGUCUUUGACGUUGUGUGCGGCAAGCUCGACACGCGCACGGCCGUGUACCUCAACGGCGACGUCUUUUGCGAUAUUGCAUCCAAUGACGUGCACCUCUCGGGCACAAAAGAGGAGAAGGUGCCGCUCUUGUCAGUGCCUGGGGAAGCGACUUUUCGGUAUGAAACCAGCGGCGCCGGCGCGCUCUCGGGCCGCGACAAUGCCGCCUCGUACGUCAAGGCAGCGCUGGGACACGUCCACAUGACCUACCACCACGCGUACGUUGUCGCCCUUGGUCAGUACACGCUCGGACGCGUCGCGGAGCUCUUCACGUGGUUGUACUUGGCGCGCGAAGGCUUGGGCAAAACGGCCAUGGCGCCGGCGCUUCUGCGUUGCAAGGUCGACGCGGCGAUCGAGACCAUCGAGAUGCAGCUGCCACCGAGCACCGGCGCUGUCGCAGACUGGGUCGUCCGCGUCGAGUCGAUGCAAGUGACGUCGUCGCGGUACCUCACGACCGACUACGAGCAGUACACGGUGGCCUUCGAUCUUGGGUUGCCGCCGCAUUUACACGCCAAAGGCGCGCAAAUCGUCCUUGUAUCCGCCAAGCACGACACCAUCCUCGACGUGCUGGCGCCAGAAGUGACACUCGAUAUCGGCCAGGACCAAGUCGCGUACGCCCUCGCGGUGGUGCAAGACAAUCUGUUGGCAACGGCGCUGCCCAUGGAGGCCAUGGCCACGCUGGCGGCCGAGACCGAGGCGACCGACGACACUGUCGUCCUGCGCACCCGUAUUGUCGUGCCCGCACUAACGGUGACGCUUGUCCAGCAACACAAACCCCUCGUGUCCCUCAAGCUGGCGACGACGCGGCUGGAACUCGAGCAAUUUACGAACCGCGCGAUCACGCUGCAAGCCGCCGUGGGGGAUCUGUCGGUCACCGACACCGUCAAAGCCCUCGAACUCCAUCUCUUUGCCCGGACUGAGACGAGCGCGCUUAUUGUUAGCGUCGAGCUCUCGCCCAACGAUGGCAACAAGACGGUUGUGUUGAGUCUCGACACGCUGCACGUCGUGCCCCACGUUGCCACACUCGUGUCGGUGGUUGCGUUUUUGAAGCAGCUGCCACGCCCACCACCGCGCACCUCAACGACGACGACAACGGGCUCGCUCGACGUGACGCUCAAGCUCCUCGAGUACAACGUGCAGCUGAGUGCGAGUCCCGGGCGGAUUCUCAGCGUCCUCGGGUCGCUCGAAGCUCACAUCGCGCAGUCCAAGAAGCGACCGGUCGUCAAUGUCAAAGGCUCCGAAACACUGCUCUUACUGAGCGAAGCAUGGCCGCUUGCGGCAGCGAUGCCGCGGCUCAGUGACACGCUGCACUUGCUCGUCCAUGGCGUCGGGCGCGCGCUCUGUGCUGGCUUUGGCUUUGAAGUCGAUAUGGCACUCUCGGAGAGCGUCCAGCAGAUCUCGGCCUACCUCCUCGACGUCCACGGCGUUCUGAGCGGCGACGACAUGGCGCUGCUGUACUUUACCGCGCGGAGCUAUGCGCGGCAAGUGUCGCGCGCGUCGAGCGGCGCGCCGUCGGCGUCCGAUUGGUUCCUCACGUUGGUCUUCAACUGUGCGAGCUUGACGCUGAUUUCGCCGCAAGGCGACACGUUUGCUCCAAUGCUCAAGCUCUAUCUGUACAACUUGCUGCUCAAAGAAGCGUACAAGAGCUCGACCAAUGCGUCGGUGGCGAGCGAUCUCAGCGUCCAGUUCUCAGACGAGCCCGAGCGCCAGCUCUCGGAGAAGGAAGGCAUGAGUCUCUGGUGCUUCAACGCAUCCCUUGGCGCGUGGGAGCCGUGCCUCGAGCCGUGGUCCUUCCGCGCGUCCUUGGCGACGACGGUCGAAGACGACACGACGAUCCAGCGAGCGUCGUUCCAUGGCAGCAAAGCACAGAGUUGCCGCCUCAACGUGUCGCUCUCGACUCUCUCGAAUCUCUGCUGCGUGCUCCGACACCUCCUCGGCGCAUCACCGCCUAUUAAAGUGCACAACGAUGUCGCUUGCGGCGUGUACGUCUGCAACGACAGCGACGAGCGCAUCUCGUACUGGGCCGCCAACGCCGACUGCCGGCGCCCGCUGAGCGUGCCGCCGCACAAGACGGUGCCGCUCCAGCUCGCCAAAGAAACGUUCUUCCCGUCCGACCAGACCAUUUCGCUCUGCUUUGGCGACGAGUGGCAACCGCUCAACGACGUCCGACUCCACGCCGCCGGCGCCUAUGUGUACCACCUCUCACCGAAAGAAAAAUGCGUCAAGAAGGCCGCCUUGCCCGUGCUUCUGGACGUGGCGUGCGUCAACGGACUCCGGACGCUCACCAUGUCGUCGAUCGCGCGGGUGUACAACGACGGUGACGUUAUUGUCCGUGUCGGCGUUGUCCUGACCGAGGACGAAGACGGCAGCAGUCGCAUCGUCGAGGCGUGCGAGAUCGCGCCCCAUACGUUUCAGGCGUUGCCGCUCACGCUGUGCAAGGGUCUCGGCGACACGCAGCUCGUGUUUAGGCCACUGUUGCCCGGGUACAGCUGGAGUGCGCCCGUUCUCAUCGACGCCGAGGCAAUCGAAACCAUUGCAACGUGCCCCCUCACGUCCGUGAGCAAGAAGGGUUGCAAGUGCCUCGCGACCUUUAGCGCGACAGUCACCUCUGCGAGCGCGACCGUCGACGUGUGCACGCACGGCGACUUCCAUUUGCGCGUCGUCUCAGCGCUUCUCGCGCCACGCAACCGACACGCGCUCUCGCAGUUUGUGGCGAUUCAUGUCUUGGCGCCGAUGACGAUCGAGAACCGGUGCCCGAUGCCGAUCCAGAUGCUCAUGUUUACGACCAAGAAGGUGCCGCCGCUUGACGCGCCGGCGCGGCCGCCGCAGCUCGACGAAGAGAUCGAGCCGGUGCAGAUCCACUUGGUCUUUUCCAAGUCGAUCGCACCACGCGAGGUCAUCCACGUCUAUGCAGCGUCGUUGCUCUACAAGACGUAUGCGUCCAUGGCGCUCGCGGACCCGCGCUGGAGCCCGCUCAAGCCGCUGCACGUGCCCGAGAAGGACAAGACGAUCUGGGCGGUCGACGAUGCCAGCGGCCGCCAGCACUAUCUUCAAUGGGCACUGCUCGAGUCGCCGUUCAAGCAGCGUCAGGCCGUGGUCUUUCCGAGCUACAUUCUCUACGACCAGACGGCAUUGUCGCUCGUGUACGACGUGGACGCGGCGCGGCUCCAAUCUAAAAAGUCGUUCAUUUCGUUUGGAAGCAACUCCAAGGGCAGCAACCUCUCGUCGUCCGACAGCCUCGAGACCGACGUGAUCCAUGCCUCGCUGCAGGCCCUCGCCAAAGACGCCGUGCUGGACGAGGCCGCCGGGCGCUUGCCCCAAGUCCUCCGCACGUCGAGCUCGCUCGUCCGCCUCGACGCCAUUAGCGACUCGGUGCAGAAUUGCCACCGGCUCUUUAGCGACCUCACGCGCGAGUGGCAUGACAUUGGCGCGCUCUCGCGAGACGCCGACCACCGCACCACGAUCAUCACGUUCGUGCCGCGCUACAUGGUGCUCAACAAGACGCCGUACGCGCUCUUGCUCUGUCCGUCGACGCUCUUGAAGGAGAGAGACCUCACACGGCUCCCGACGCUCGAUGCUUCGUCGACGCCGCCGCCCAACCUCGUCGGGAGUCGACAAUAUGAACCAAAGCGGGAUAGCUUCUCGACGUUCCAUUGGUCGACGAUGAGCGACCCGACCGACCCGUGCGUCCGCGUUCGCCCUGCCGACGUACUUGCAUGCGUUGCGUUGGCGUCGGGCUGGAAGUGGUCCGGCAAGUUCUCGCUUCACGACGUGGGGGAGACGGCGCUCAACGCGGUGAACCGGGUCACGGGCGAGAUCCACAUCGUGCGCGUCCAGAUCCGCGUUUACCGGGGCACGCAAAUCUACGUGGUGUUCUCGCACGAGUCGAGUGCGCCCUUGUAUCGCAUCGUCAACCUCUCGGACGACGUCGUCCACUUCCACCAGCACGUCCUUACGGAGGCCAACUUGACGGCGAAACCCACGAUGCGCCGUCUCUUGCCAACAGACGACCUCUGCUUCGGGUGGGACGAGCCGUACUUUGUCGACGAACGCACCUUGGCGCUGAGCUUUCCCAACGCCGUGAGCUGCCAAGUCCACGUCGAUCGCAUCGCGGACGAUGUGCAGCACGUCGAGCUGAACGGCGCCAAGGUCUUUCUCCAAGUCGUGCUGGACGGUCUCACCAAAGUGCUCUACAUCCAAGCCCACGCGCCAUCCCCACGCGACGAGCUGUUGCGGAAUAAGAAGCCGCCACUGCUUCGCCACGCACGCUACAUUGUCGAUUGCGUCCUCCCGCACACCGUGUUGUCGCUCAUUGACGGCGCGCCCGCCGAGCUGCUCGUGCUAACCGUCUCCAACGUCAUGGUCAUUGGCGGUCUCACGCCCGACGACAACGAAGUCGAACUCACGAUCGAGCGUGUCCAGAUCGACAACCAGACGCCCAACGCCAUGUUCCCGGUGGUCUUCGCUCCGUCGUCGCCCCCAAGCCCCGCGACCGACGACGAGGGCAAGACGGAGCCCGCACCAUUUGUGCAUCUCUCGCUCAUUCGGCUAUUUUACAGCGCGGACAUUGAGUUUUUUAAGUACUUUUCAGCGCUCAUGCAGCCCGCGACGCUCCAGCUCGACGCGUCCAUCUUGCUCUCGAUCGCGCAGCUCGUGGGCGACGGCGUCAACGUCGUGCAGAGCUAUUUCCCGCACUGGUUUGUCACCGACCACACGCUCGCGUUCGUCGAGAAGCUCCACGCCAAGAGCGAGCCGCGCGUCUACUUCGAAACGCUGCAGCUGCACCCGCUCAAGCUCUGCGUCACGUUCACCCAGAGCACCCUGUCCCGCCAAGCCAAGGAGACCGUUAUGGCCGUCGUUCCGCUCAUGUUUCGCGUGCUCCAGACCAACUUGGCCAACAUCGACAAUGCAUCGCUGCAUCUCAACGCGCUCCACAUUUCGUAUUCGUUCUCGUCCAUCUCGCUUCUCGUGUCGUCCGUGCGCCAGCACUACACGACCCAGUGCCUCCGCCAAGUGUACUCGCUCCUUGGGUCGGCCGAGAUUCUUGGCAACCCGCUCGGGCUCGUCUCCAACCUCGGAAGUGGCGUUAAAGACUUUUUCUAUGAGCCCGCGGCAGGCAUGGUGCAAGGCCCGGGACAAUUCAUGAAAGGGCUCAGCCGCGGCACCGAGAGCUUGGUGAAAAACUCGGUCUACGGCACGUUCAACGCCGCGAGCAAGCUCACGGGAAGCAUCUCGACGGGCCUCGUCAACCUCUCAAUGGACAAAUCGUACAUCCAAGCGCGCACCAACCGCAAGGCGUCGCAAGGGCCCACCAACGUCGGCGCUGGCUUCCUCCUCGGCACCAAGCAGCUCGGCCAGGGUAUCUUCGCGGGUGUUUCGGGCGUCAUCACGCAGCCCGUCAUGGGCGCCUUCCAUAACGGCCUCACGGGCUUUGUCGAAGGCGUCGGCAAAGGCAUCAUUGGCGCUGCGGUCAAGCCCACCGCUGGCAUCCUCGACUUGGCGGCCCAGACGACGGCCGGCAUCACGUAUUCUGCCGCCACCCACGACAAGAAGCCCAAGCUCCAGCGUGUUCGCUUGCCGCGCAUGAUGGCGACGAGCGACAAGCGCUUGACGAUUUACUCGGACGAGACGGCCAUGAUCGCGAUGCUUCUCGCCAAGCUCCCAAAAGAUGCGCUGUCCAUCGACGAGCAGCACGAGCUGCAUGUGAUGUUGCCAGGCUCACGCGUCGUGCUCGCCACGUCGCACCAGCUCAUGGCGCUUGACGCGACGAGCGUUCUCAAGCCGCGCGUGCUGUGGGCGUACCCGGUCCGGCACGUCUUGAGCAGCGUGAGCACCGAUACGGGCGUGAGCAUUUCGAUCCAAGCCGAGAGCGUUAUUGUCGUCAAGGUUGCCCUCGAACCGCAGGACGACCGGGAGCGCGAUCGCGUUGAAGACCUCGUGUGCAAGGUCGUGAGCCAAAACACCAACCACCGCACAACGGGGAGCUUUCGGUCCUAGAUGCCGCGUACUUGGUGCCCCCAUCUCAUUUCUUAUUCACACUA